AUGCAAACAGGUGCGGUUGUGUUGUUUUGUGGCUGGUUGGUAGUUGGUUUGGUGUGUGGCGCUCCACGUGUGCAACGAUCGACGGAUGAAGCGGCUUCUAGCUAUUUCUACUUCAGCCGCUCGCCAGCACAUUCUAUCCAGCUAGGAACACCGUUCGAUGAACUUCCGGUGAUUCCGAAACAACUCGACACUGCAUACUUCCCUACGGUACAUGUCCAUCACGAUGUCGAAAGUGGUGAGAGUCAUAAUGGGAAGGGUUUGUUCGAGAGUGGUGAAGAUGAGGACGAUCAUGCAGCGUACCGUGUAGUGGAGCAUGAUCAUGAGCAGGAAGGUGGAUCUUCGUACGAUGAAGAUCAUCGUGCAAAGAAGGGCGGAAAGACGGAAACGGGCUACGAUAAGAAGCAUGCACUUGAUCAUGCCAGUAAGGGAAGUUACGGCAAGGAAGAUCACAAGCAACAGUACGGCCAUGGUGGAGAUCGGAAGCAUUCACACCAUGAUGAGGCGUCACACUACAACGAUCACCACGCGGAAGCUAAGCGUACCAAGGGUGGUAAGCAUCACGAGAAGAAGCACCACAAGAAGGGAUCGAAAACGACUGGAUACCACAAUGUAUACCACAAGGACGAGUACAAGAAGGAGCACGUGUUCUACGAUACUAGUGAUCACACUGGACAGUUUAAAAAGUACGGAUCCUCGCACGAACAUCAUGCAAAGGAUGCAGGACAGCACGCCAAGGGCGGCCAUGAAGAUCACGCGCAUCAGGAAAGCUCGCACAAGAAGGCUGGCAGCAAGCAACAUGGCGCGUACGACCAACAUCACACUGCGUUCCAGAAUGGGCACGGUGAGGAGGAACAUCAUCACGACGCGUCUGGGUACGACCACAAGGGUGGCCACUCUGGGCUGGGUACACGUGGUUACAAGAUAAUUCACCCGUAA
Molecule: messenger RNA, 936 nt
Organism: Anopheles maculipalpis
Lineage: Eukaryota; Metazoa; Arthropoda; Insecta; Diptera; Culicidae
Product: histidine-rich glycoprotein-like
Exons: 1
Coding region: 1-936 (311 amino acids)
Source: RefSeq, a predicted model, not a curated record